Puccinia triticina is the source of this 1248-nucleotide messenger RNA. RefSeq lists its product as uncharacterized. The record is from RefSeq and is a predicted model, not a curated record. The transcript has 2 exons. The coding region runs from base 1 to 1248 and encodes 415 amino acids. NCBI's taxonomy places the organism in Eukaryota, Fungi, Basidiomycota, Pucciniomycetes, Pucciniales, Pucciniaceae.
AUGCAGGAUCCAUCCCCAAAAACAUCGGUCGAUUUCACCAAACAGCAUCGGCUCCAAGGAGACGAGGUGAUUCAGUGGUUCAGAUGUCUGAGGAAUAUAUGGGAAGCCGAACCGGGGUCUGAAGUUGUCGAUGGCUCUCCGUCCAACCAACAAAUGCCCUUGAUUGACCACGUCAACUCGGAAGAAGAUCUUCUAAUCCGAGUACAUUCGUGGAUUCUACCUUACUUGAGAGAACAACUUGCCGCUCUCCUACCAUUGCUGAAGCCAACCGAAUUACAAACAGAGCCGGGGUCAAAACUUGAUCUAAUCUUAGAGCUCCAAUUCAGAAUCGCUGGAACCAUGACUCGAUUUCAAUCUGCGAUUGCCAUGAUUUGUCCACAACCCUUGUGUUGCACAGAACGACUCGACGACCAAUUUUUGAAACAAUCCAAAGCUUACAGACUUGACACGCUCAGCGAUCGCGCCCAUGACUCAAUCACAUCGACGACCGCUUUUUUUGAUGCGGCCAGGCAACACAUCCAACAAAUGGGACUCACUACACAGGAAUCGGUUCAUGAAGUUAACUCGGCUGCGUGUUAUGUGAAAUGCAACCAAGAUGCAUCGGACAAGAUCGAGAAGACCAUCUGCUGCUUGAAAGCGGGUUCUGAAAUCGAUUUUAUUGAAUAUUUCUGGGCCUCGGAUGUUAGAUGGCUCGAGCAGUUUCCAGAAGACACAUCUGAAAUCUUCAUCCCCGACAAUCCCACUCGAGCUCAACUUCGAUUGACUCCAGAGAAAGUGCCUCCCGAACCGGUAAUCAAGCUCAUAAGGCUAUCAAUGCCAAUCUCGAUCCUAUCCAAACUUUUUUUCAAGACGAUACGUCGGAUGAUGAACACUAAUAGGAGCCAGCUACCACCAUAUACGGCGAUGAACUCCAAACAGCUAAAAUGUCUAUGCGAAUCUGCUAGAGAAACUGGUCAUCGUUUAUGCAAUCUCAUUUGCCUCAUGUAUACAAUCAAAGACACGGCCUACGGAGUCGAAACCCGGUAUGCAUGCCGGGAGGCCCGAUCGCUUUUGGAUGGUAUUUCUUCUCGCUUAUCAGCUGUGCUGCUUAUUGUGAUGCUUCAUAUCGUUCCCAUGGUCCCGAACACGGAUGGCCUUUCCGAUCAGAAAUACUACAAGACUUGGUUGACAAUGUGGCAUAAUCUGAUGGUUUCAGCAAUUGAUAACUUCGGACACUCCAGCCUGAUAGUUGAACACAUUCCCAAUUAG